This is a messenger RNA of Diaporthe batatas, 1587 nucleotides long. RefSeq lists its product as uncharacterized. The coding region runs from base 1 to 1587 and encodes 528 amino acids. The record is from RefSeq and is a predicted model, not a curated record. The transcript has 5 exons. NCBI's taxonomy places the organism in Eukaryota, Fungi, Ascomycota, Sordariomycetes, Diaporthales, Diaporthaceae.
AUGACAAGAGGACCUUCGAAGCCGAGAGCUCGUUGCUGUCGGCUACAAGAGAAGCGGCCGGAAUUAACAACAAGAAGCACUCCAGAGCUUCCAAAGCGCCAUAGAGAUCUUUCACAAGUGGAUGGAGGUCUUGUGCGAAACGUGACUAUUACGAAGAAGAUCAAACAACCACUCUGCCUGGUUUCGACGGAAGAUCAGCCACCUGGCAGUGCGGCAUCCAUUCGCCCUUCGAGAACUCUAUCAACAGGACAGAUCGAGGCAGACCCCGUAACGUCAUUGUCGCAGCGGCCUGGGUUAAGGAGGAGAAACACGCAACAGGGAGCUAAUUUCAGACAGACAAGGAAUAUUGAGCAGCCACCCCGUCUCAAGCGACCAUCAACGACACUUCAGGAAGUUCAAUUAGAGGAACAGAGGCGAGCCUUUCCAUCCACACAAUUGUACAAACGGCCGAUCAACGGCGGCGGUAGCAACAACGGACACCAGUUUCAGCGGGUAGAAUUGACGCGUAAGAACUUGGCGCAGUUCAACGAGAUGGCAAGAAAGAAGGGGGCUAAUAAGGCCCCAGUGUCUAUUCCACUUGAAUCCACAGCCAAGUCGACAUCGACGAAAUCUACGACGUUGUCUGGUUUCGCUAUGAAAGCCUACAAGAAUGGCAUCCUUGACCCUCUCAGUUCCAAGCCCCCCACAAACAUCGAUGAUAUCCGCACACGAUAUGCCGAGUCUCGCGGCACAGCCUCACCAACUGAGUCGAUGUACGAGGACUAUAUUGAUGUAGUUCAAAGAGCUCCUAAUAAAGCUACUAUGCUCUUCGAGGUUGGUGGGAAACUACUAAAUAGGUAUCCGAGGGAGGGCUAUCCUCGGGUAUUCGACCAGUCAUUCACCAAUUUUCCAGAAGAUGCUUGCUUCAAUAGUGGCUUCUCUGCACCGCAGCCCGACUUUAUUGAAGGGCUGGAAAUGCCAGCAUACCGUCCGUUUCCGAUUGACGAGCAUAUUAAAGGGGCUGUCAUUUAUCAAGACAAUCCACGUUCUUUAGUAUUGCCGCAUAUUGCUGGGGAAUGGAAGGGACCUGGAAAGAAUAUGCAGGCAGCGAGGCAACAGAGUGUCUAUGAUGGAGCUGCCCUUGUCUAUGCCCGGAAUCAGGGCCUCGCCUAUAUGGGUGCAUCUGAUCCUCCUGGUCAUGCCGAGGUUGCCACAUUCACUACAGACGGCACCAAUCUCAACUUAUUCGCACACUAUGCUGCUCCAUCGGCGGCCGGGGACGGCACACUUGAAUAUCACCAAUAUCAGGUCAAGACGACGAACCUGAUGGAAUCCCGCCAAGGGCUCAAAGACGGCAUAAAAUGGCUCAGAAAUGCACAAGACCACGCGAAGAAACAAUCGUACACCCUGAGGGAUCAGCUGAAUGAGAAAUGGCGGAAGCAGAGUGCUACGCUCCGCCAACUUGACGAAGGUGGUCCCCAACCUGUUGCUGACGGCACCAUCGGGAUACAGAAACAGACGAAGCUGGCCUGGAGCCUGCUCAGGCCGACUACGACGAAGGAGGCACCGUGGAGUUGCACCUGCAAACCGCAGCCAUAUCGCAUCUAG